AAAUACCGAAAUUCACAUAAGUUGUAAAUAUAAAAAAAACAAUAAUUUACUGACAUUAAAUUGUUAUGUUUUACUACAUUUUUACAGAACUUAUUUGAAGGACGAAAAUGUUUUAUAUCAUAUACUUACACAGCUUAAUUUUUACUAUCAUGUAACUGUUAUUAGGUUAAACUUUAAAAAAUAAUUAAAUAAAAAUAAAAUAUUUAUUAGAUAUUAAUUACAGUUGAGAACAGUAAUGAAUCUUUAACGAUGCUCAAGAACUGUACACAAGUUCAAGUUGGACCAAAAUUUGAAAUUCAUACCGAAGAAUUGAAAAAAAGUUUACUAAAGAAAGAAGAUGAAGAAAGGAAUGAAAUAUUGAAGAGUUUCCACCAAAUGUUGAAAAACAAAUACAAGACAUACUUUUCCUACAUGAGGUCUUUUUUGUGGGAAGGCAAAAGGAACGAUUUUCCAUUAAAGGAUUAUUUCGAAGAACUGACUGUAAAUAAGGCAGAUUUAUUUGGGAAGAAAAGAGGAGAAAAGAUAAGUCUGAAUGAGAUAUUUUCCAUACAACAAGACGGACAUCAAACUAUUUUAUUUACAGGGGAUCCCGGUUAUGGCAAAUCAACUCUGUGCAAGAAAAUUGUGUACGAUUGGGCAAUCACGAAUUAUCUCAAACAUUUUGAUUUAACUUUUAUUGUAAUUUUAAGAGAAUUAGGUAAUAAAAGCGUGAAGGAUGCAUUACUCGAUGACAUACACGAAUACUCGCCAACUAAUAAGGAUUGGAAUCUACAGGACAUGCAGCUGAAUAUCUUGGUGUUUUUGGAUGGUUUCGACGAGAUUGUAGAUAAAUCUAAAAUUAUAAGAUUUAUAAGACAGGAAUCUUUUUAUAUUUCUCGUCGAAUGACGAUUGUGGUUACCAGUCGACCUCAAGCCGCAGAAGACAUCAGAGAAGACAUGAACAUGAGGUUUUCCAUAGAAGGGUUUUCUCCAGAAUAUCAAAAGAAAUAUAUUAAAUCAAUAUUUAGAGAAGAGGAGAGAAAAGCAAACGAACUGUUUUCUAAACUGUAUAAAGACGACUUUUAUGCAAAAUUAUCGAAAUGUCCUCUGAUGCUGCACAUGCUGUGUUGCCUUCAUCAGAGCGAACAAAUGAAAAAACUUGAUACGAUGACAGAUUUAUACAUUCGAGUAUUCUCUUUGAUAACUGAACGUUAUGUUAGAAAAACAAAUCAGAACGGUAAGUUUGAAAGAGGAAAAUAUUUUCUUGGAGAAAAUUUGCUACUGAAAUUAGGAGAAUUACAUACACACUCAAGCUCUAUCACAUCAGAACAAUUGAGGUGCUCUUUUCCUAAAGAAGAUGAAUACAAUUUUGUUAUGGGUCUGGACAUUCUUACUCUGGAUUCCUUUUCUCAAUACGAUAAUAUAAUUCGAUACAGUUUUGUACAUCGCACAUUCGGCGAAUUUCUGUCAGCUUUAUUUAUGUAUAUCGGAAUUGUUUCAUUUCCAGAUAAUAUUGAAGAAACGGAGUUAUUAUUUUUAUUAGGAUUUUAUAAUGAUAAUCCUUUACCCAAAAAGGUCUUAACAUAUAUAGAAGGGAAAAUGUUUUCUCUUAAAUUCCUGUUUCGCGCUCAUAAAGAAAUCAAACUUAAAAGAAAUUGGGAACAAUUCUGUUGUAAUGCCAAAGUAAUUAUUCGUUAUUGGAACUGUUUUUGUUAUCUCCCAAGGUUAUUGGAGCGGUAUGAAUUCACAACGUUAUAUUUUCAUUUCAGUGAGCCAUUUGUGUUUAUUUGGAAAGAACUGGAUGACAACACUGAGUAUGACCCUCUGUUCUGUUUAAUCAGGUAUACUUUAAAAAAUAAGACGAAGAUGUACGUUCUCCUCACACUUGAGGAGAACGUACAUCUUGAGAUUACGUUUACAAGAAAUGUAUACGAUAUCAGAGAAACUGUUUCACACAUGAUCGAUUUCAUUAAUGUAAUGACCACAAAAAACUUGGACAUUUUUCUUAUUGGAUUAAUAUCGCGUACGUCUACAGAAAUCAGUAGAUUCACGAAUGUAAAACUCAAUUUGAAUUUGUCUGACGACCAGCUGAAAUUAUUAAAAGUCAGUAAAAAUGAAGAAUUGGUUGCAUUGGAAGUUGAAGUAUUCCGAGGAAUUUCUGACAGAUAUGUUAUUUCUUUGGAGCAAUACGAAACUUUACGUGAUCGUAUCGUACUUAAAUCUGCGAGUACAUAAAAUUCACAAUGUGUGAUGAUGUAGACGAGUGUAAAAUAAAUGACAGAGUAUUGAAAUAACAAAAUA
Molecule: messenger RNA, 2280 nt
Organism: Centruroides sculpturatus (bark scorpion)
Lineage: Eukaryota; Metazoa; Arthropoda; Arachnida; Scorpiones; Buthidae
Exons: 2
Coding region: 250-2214 (654 amino acids)
Source: RefSeq, a predicted model, not a curated record